Cicer arietinum (chickpea) is the source of this 2485-nucleotide messenger RNA. NCBI's taxonomy places the organism in Eukaryota, Viridiplantae, Streptophyta, Magnoliopsida, Fabales, Fabaceae. The record is from RefSeq and is a predicted model, not a curated record.
ACGAGAAUACCUGAACGUAAUUCAGUUUUCUUUCUUCCUCUCUCUCUUCAGCCUUCCUCUCCCUCUCCCUUUUGCUUACAAGUUACCGCCUUCCUCUCUCCCUCCUUCAGAAUCAAAUUCACGGAUAACGAAAAACUGCGACCCCUUCACUCUGCCUCCAGUCCAGAUCGCUCCUCUGCUCGCUGCGGGUCUGCGACCGCCUCUGUGGCCGGUCCGUCGCUCUCUGUUCGCCGCAACCUCAUCUGUCUCCAGAUCGCGUUGCUGCUCUGUUCAAAAAUCGGCCACCCCAAGCUUUUUAAUCAAGCUCCGCCACUGACCUCUCCCAUAGUUCUUCCAUUAACAAUGGAAAUCGACGCGUUACCCAUAACAGAAUACGACAACAACAAUGGCAUCAACAAUGGCAUCGUCAUACCGACCAAAUCCACCCCCCGCCGCCGCAAGAGAAACGAGUACAUGCACGAGGAUGCUACACACCUGGCGGCGCGUAAAAAAAAGGAGAUGAGAAUUCGUUUAUCGCUUACAAGACCUUCUUACGUUCUUGGACUCUCUCCCAAGCCUCUUAGAUCGGAACAUCGUCGGAGGUUGCGAUAUUUGCUUCGUAGGUUUGUUAAUCAACAUGAUUGGGUUGGUGCUAGUGGUGUUCUUAGUGUCUAUUUGAAAGGAACUGUUAAUGAUACUUCUCCUUUGAAGAAUCGUUUCAAGUUUUGGGUUUUACUGGAGCUUCUUAAGCAUGUGGAAAACCAUUCUAUCAGUUCAAUUAAUUCAACAAGGAUCAGAAAUCUCUAUGAUAUUUGGUCAAAGAAAAUUGGACCAAUGAAGACUUGGCCUGUAGAGAGCAGAUAUGCGGUUCAUUUGGAGUUCAUGUUAUUCUAUCUUAUGCAAGGCAAUGCUGGAGAUGCAUAUCAGCUUGCUCUAUGCCUUGAACAAGAGAAAAUUGAUAUUGAUCCUGUUUCCAAGAUAAUGAUGGGUUUGACAUUCUAUGAGCUUUGGUAUUCUUCUAUUCCCGAAGAAUUUCAGUGGAGAGAUUUAGAUCAAAUUGACUGUCAAGAGAACUCACAUAUGGAGGGAACCUCAUUCAGCAAUGAGGUUGGACAGUCAGAAUGUCAAAAUUCUCACAUGGCACAGUCAGAACGUCAAAUUACAGUUGAGUCUCACAUGGCAGACACUCAAUAUCAAUGUGACUCAGAUGCAUCUGUCAUGAAUGAAAGGAAAAUUUCUAAGGGUAUUGUCGUCAGUAAAGAUAUGAGAGUUUCCAUGGAAGUUGAUACUAGCCAUAAAAGAGGAAAAUCACGUCAGAUCUUUCAGUCGGAAGGCUUUUACUUGAUUUCUGAUGAACAUAAAGAAACAGAUAAUCCUUUUUCUAACAGUGAAGAUCUUACACAAGAUACCUUGUAUGCUCUUGGGAAACUUGAUUUGUGGUUGUUACCAUUGUGUUUUUCGGGUGAGAACAAUUUGGAGGAGUUCAUGGACAUGCACAGAAAUCAGCACAGUGACUACUAUAAAAAUGCAGUGAAGUAUUUACAACUAGCGCUCAACUCAACAUCCUUUGCAUCUGUAGCAUUACUUCCAUUGACACAGCUGCUGCUGAUCGGAGGUCAAGUUAACGAGGUUCUGACCAUGCUUGAGCAACAAUGCUAUAAUUCACACUCUGUACUCCCAAUUAGAUUACGGGCUAUUCUCUUGGAGCGUUUUGAUCGAAACAACUCUCUCUUGAUUUGUAGCUGUUUUGAGGAGAUAUUAAAGAAGGAUCCAGCAUGUCGUGAUUCUUUAGCAAAACUCAUAAUGAUGCACCAAACAGGCGACUAUAAUCUUGAAUCUCUUGUGGAAAUGAUUGCUUUACAUUUGGAUGCUACAGAUGCUGAGUACAAUACAUGGAGGGUCUUCUCUUUAUGUUUUUCUAAAUUGUCUCUCCUUGAAGAAGACUGCAUGUCUGCAUGCUCCAUUCGAAAUGAGGAUAGACAGGAGCAACUUCGCUCCUUACGCAAAACCCCAAAAAUAUUUACAGAGGGCAUAUCAGGAAAAUCUUGGAAUAUUCGGUGUCGGUGGUGGCUAACAAGAUAUUUCAGCAAUAGCAAGUUUGAAUCAAGUAUUGGAACUGGUGAUUUACAGUUACUCACAUACAAAGCAGCAUGUGCAUCCUACAUGUAUGGACGAGAGUUCAGCUAUGUUAUGAAGGCCUAUUCUCAUUUAGAAAAAGAAAAUGAUAUGGAUUUAUUGCUAUUCUUGGAUGAGCACAAGAGAAAUUCAUAUAGAAUUUAUGAAAAAUUUCAAACAAAACUACAUGGAUAAAUGAUAAGAUAUAUUUAUUGCAUUGUGAGUAAUCGUUAUUUGAUUCAUUUGUCGCUGCUUUGGGUAUAGCAUUUAUGGUUUAAAUUGCAGUAUUCAAUUUUGUAUAAAUUUGUUAAGAUUAUAGAUAUGGUCAAAGUUGUACUUGUAAAGAUGAGUUCUUUUAAAUGAAUCUUCAUCUAUGCCAUCGAACCUAAAA